UAGACCGGCGGCAUCGGCGGCAUAAGCCUAAGCAUGGGAUGCGAGAGAGGGAUAGUCUCGCAGGUUCGUAAGCAUCUGGUUCUGGAAGACGGCGCCGCCAAUGGAAAUGCCGAUGGCCUGGCCCAACGAACGGAAGAAACUGAACAUAGCCCCAGCCAUAGGCAUAUUCUCACAAGAGACCGAGACUUAAAUGGCAAUUCCAUGGACGGCGUUCAGGAAGAUCCACGUCACAGUGCUAGUAUGGGCUUCAAGGAUACAAAAGAUGCCCAGGCCGAGCAUAGUAAUAGCCCAGCCAGAUCAGAUAGCCCAACGAUACUUGCCAAACUUGGUGAUCAAGAUGCCGGCAACAGUAUCGGCGGGCGCCACAGUGGAUGUCAGCGGAAACAUCGCAACACUGGUGACGACGAAGUGCUCACGAGUCAAAAGCCGACAUGUACCCAUGGCUUACUCAAGCCUCAGGAUAAUUAUGGAACAUCAGUAUACACCUCAACUAGAUUGUAG
This is a messenger RNA of Talaromyces proteolyticus, 501 nucleotides long. RefSeq lists its product as uncharacterized. The record is from RefSeq and is a predicted model, not a curated record. The transcript is spliced from 2 exons. The coding region runs from base 34 to 501 and encodes 155 amino acids. NCBI's taxonomy places the organism in Eukaryota, Fungi, Ascomycota, Eurotiomycetes, Eurotiales, Trichocomaceae.